Messenger RNA from Podarcis lilfordi (Lilford's wall lizard), 11385 nucleotides. The record is from the annotation of a GenBank genome assembly. Lineage: Eukaryota; Metazoa; Chordata; Lepidosauria; Squamata; Lacertidae.
AUGAGGGGCAGACAUAAGGACACGUGGAUUUUGCCCUUGCUCUUAGCUGGCUUAAUUCAGCCAAAUCUGGGACAGGAACAACAGAAGGUAAGAUAUUGCAGUACCAUUCAGUGGGGGCUCAAAGAGGAAGAUAACCUGGGAUCUGACAGCUCUUGUAUCCUGGUUUGAAACCAGGCAGUAUCGGACAGCAGGGUUUGGUGAGGACAAGCAACAGCUGCCUAGUGAUUUAUAUAACAUAAUACUCUCUGCACCAUCAAGCACCCCUUAUGAAUCUGCAGCCAGUGGGAACCAACCUGAUCUGGCCUGCGUAGGGACCAGAGAUUCCAUACCACAAAAUUAUGAGCAGAAUGGCAGAUCCCAGUUUAUAUUCAACUCCUCUCCCACAAUGCCUUUGAAACUGUGUCUCUAGAUCAAGGUAUGUAUUUGAGCCUAUAUUGUUGUGGGCAUUGUCAGAGGACAAAGGGAGUGCUUCUUUUAGCCGUGUAAACUCGCUGCUUCUUAUCAAGUGGUGAAAGGAAUGGAGCGCAUUUUAUGAUCAGCCUGUCCCUGCGCUGUCCCCCUUCUUCCCAGGCAUGGGAGCUGGCAGGCUGUUUCUCUGUCUUGCUCAGCUAGUUUCUGAACAGAAAUUUCACGUUUUCCAGGAUGAUUAUAUCAGUGUGAUCUUGUGAAUUUUGACCUGGAUGCUGCUGGGCAAGCGCUUUACACGAUAAGACACCUCCACGGAGGCUGAUCCUAUCAGCGACUACUAGUUACGACGGCUAUAUCUGAUGUCCAGUAUCAGAGGCAGCAUGCGUCUGAAUGCCAGUUGCUGAGGGACAUGAACAGGAGAGGGCUAUGGAGGUUCACGUUCCAAUUGUGGCAUUCCCAAAGGCAGCAGGCUGCCCACCACGAAAACAGAAUGCUGGACUAGAUGGGCCAGAGGUGCAUAAACCUAGGGGCCUGCCUUAUACUGAGUUCGACCACUGGUCCAUCUAGUUCAGCAUUGUCUACUCUGACUGGCAGCAGAUCUCCAGAAUUUCAAAUGCGGUUGUGUGUGUGUAUUCCCAACCUGGUCAGAUGGGUGGGGUACAAAUAAUAAAAUUAUUUUAUUCUACCUGGAGAUGCCAGGGAUUGAACCAGAGACCUUCUUCAUGGUACAGCAGGUGUUCUGCCACAGAGCCAUGGUCCUUUGUCCAAUCCAGCAGGGUCCUUCUUACAUCCUUAGGUUCUUGCCAGGAAUGCUAUAAAUACCCAUUUGUCUUAUUGUGAACCUCAGAAGAUCAACCUCACAGGAUAGCCGCGAUGAUAAAUGACACUAUGGUUGCAAAGGACCCAAUGUGAAUCUCAUCCCCCAACUCCUAACUGAUAUCUGAAUCCCUCCUAGGGCAGGAGAGGAACCCGGAGAUAUAGUGCUGCAGGUCAGGCGGAUCCUCUGUAGCACGGAACUUUAAUCUCGAGCAGGGAAAGGGGGAGCUGCUGUCUAAAGCACAGGAGAUGGAUGCGACUUGUGCACCAAUGUCAUCAGUCCAAAGAACAAGGUUAGGCAAGAUAGGAUAGGUCCCAUGUGACUUGUUUACUCCCAGGGCUAUCUGCACAGGCAGAUAGUGUGGCAGAGAUGUGAGAGAAACCUCAGUGACAUCUUAUUAUGAAUAAGAAAGCCACAUAUAAUCUGCCUAAAAAGGGGAAGCACAAUAGCCACUUUGUUGCUGGUCCAUAUAAAGCAGUUUCUGCUCAUACCUGCACCGACGCACAAGACCAACUUGUAUGGGUCACAGAAAGAUGGAGGGGAAGCAUUACCUAAGUGCAAAAACAAGUGUUGUGAAAAUAUUAAAUCACCAUUCCUAGCUCAGCUGGUAGAGCAUGAGACUCUUAAUCUCAGGGUUGUGGUUUCAAGCCCUGUAAGCAAAAUAUUCCAGCAUUGCAGGGGGUUGGACUAGAUGACCCUCGGGACCCCUUCCAACUCCAUGAUUAUAUGUUUCCAUUUCUCUCCAGAACAGCAGCUGUGAGGCGAGGUGGGGAGACUUUGGCCCUCCAGAUGUUGCUGGACUACAUCUCCCAUCAACCCCGGCCAGCGCGGCCAGUAUCAAGGCCAAUGGAAGUUGCAGUCCAUCAGCAACUGCAGGGCCAAAGUUGCCUCAUGCUUGCUGUACAAGAUGCCCAUUGGGGCCCAUGCCAAGCAUACUUGCUAGGAGACAGGCUGCAUUGGAUUCAGUGUGGCUUCUGGCAGAGCAAACACAUUGGAUGGUGCUGCAGAGGUACAAAGUCGUUGUCACUUUUAUUAUGGGAAGGAAAGAGAAGGGUUUCCAAACCUGUUGCUCCCAGUCACAAAUACAGUACAUCUAGCCUAGGUAGACUGUUCCUGUCCUGUUCCCGUUACAGCAAUCUACUGUGCAGACUGAUGGGAUUUGCAAUCCACAGCAUUUGAUGGAGAAACGGCUUGCCAAAUGCUUCCAUAUACCCCUGCCCUCUCAAGGCUAUCUUUAAAAGCCAAGGAAAUGACAGUGCUUCUCCAAGCUUUUCAUUCCUGUGGUCUGUAUUUCAGCUGUUUACAAUGGUUGAAAUGUUUGUCCAUCUUUUGUGGGUUCGCUGGCCAAUGCUAUUUUUACCCUUGUACCUUCUACCGCUACUUAAUAACUGGUCUCAGAAACUGACUCCUCUUGUUCUUUGUCUUCGUAUUUUUUGUGUGACGUGCCUUUGGUUUGUUUAGAGCCAAAAGACGUACACAAGUGUUAAUCCCCCUCCACAGUUAACAUUCCCCUUCCUAUCCCACGGCUGUAAUCCAGGACUUGACUUGGAACAAAACUUCGAAUGGGAACAAAUCUGGGUUGGCCUGCAGUCAAGGGGACCCGUCUCUGUCAUCCAGCACCUGUGCCUGCAAAGUGGAAAAGCAAAACAGCUUUAGCAGUGCUUGAUCUGUGGCUUCUGAUGCAAAUAGAUUUCCUCUCUCCUGCAGUGAACCAGAAGUUCAGAGCAAAUGAAGCGUACCGAUCAGAGCCUAGUAACCAUGUGUUUCUAGGUGACCAUCAAGAGAUAAGUGGUGGGGGCAGUUCUUCAGUCACCAAUUAUAAACUGCUCUGCCAUAGGACGUUGCUUUAUAUCGGUACAACCUGUACUGAUUGGAGCAGGAGUGCCAGCUUGGGUGCCCAGAGCUGUGGCUGUCAUGCAGUGUGCCUGGCCCUGGCCCUGAAAUUUGUGGGUGCCUGGCCCCUUCAUGGGAACUUUUGUGGGUGCUUGGGCACCCAGGGCCCCAGGAAGUUGGCAUGUAUGACUGGCAGCACAGCUCUCGAGAGUUUCAGCCCAGGAUUUUACCCAGCCCUACUCAGAGAUGCCAGGAAGUGAGCCCAGGACCUGCAAAACAGGUGUUCUACCACUAAACUUUAGCUCUUCCCUUCUUCACCACUGAGGAUGGAAUAUAUUUUCAGCGCCCAGCACCAGAAGGGUGUGCCCACCCUACUGUAUUUAUUUCAUCUUUCAUUAUACACUUCCUCUAAAUACAUUCAUAGGUUUGUCAACACCUCUGCUUGGAAGAUGCUCCUGUGCCUUUUUGCCAGCUCUGAAGAAGGGGGGAGUUCAGCAGGGAUGGCUUCUCUUAUCACUACAUCAGACACACUGGGCAUUUGCACCCGAGCCAUUGUGCAUUCGCUGAGCUUGGGAAGGGGCAGACACAGGCAGACUCUCUUCCAUGCACAGGGGAAAUCUGGGCCAGCCCUGAUGUUCCCGAGUCCCUGCAGACAGAGGUGCUGUUGUCAGCCCUGCAGUGUUUUGUAUUGUAGAGCUAAGCUGGAAGUCACUGAAGAGCUCACUGUCACCCAUUUAGACUGUGUGGGAUGACUGGUUCUCAUACUACUCUAGAGGUAGGGAAUGUUUGGCCAAUAAGGUGUUUGAAGAGUUUGCAAGGUUGAUGUAAAAUCGUAGGAAUCUUAAGUGGGCCCUGGCAGACACAGAGGGUAAACCAACCUCCACCCUCAAGAAGGCUGCUGGGGUUCCUUGAGGAAGGCCUAGAAUCUUCUUGAGAUAGUAGUUUUGCAAAAUUUCAAGCCGUUCCAACAGCCUCUGGUUCCACCCCCAGAGUUCUAUCCCAUAUAACAUCUGGGGAAUAGCUUUCCCAACGAAAGCUCUUAAUGCCGGGAUCACCAAUUGUCCUCCCCUGGUAUGGAAGAAACUAAGCAAAACACCAAUUGUUCUUCGUGUUAGGAUGGUUACAGCCUUAAAGUGGGCUAGCCAGCUAGAUGUAGCCUGGAAUGUAACACCCAGAUAUUUAAAAAAGGGCACUGUUCAAUCACUUGUUCAUCUAAAGACCAUCUAAAGGUGUGGCGAGCUCUAGUAAACACCACAAUUUUUGUUUUAUCAUGGUUUAUCUUUAGUGAAUUAUGGGAACAGUAGGCUGCGAUCCCCUCCAGCAUGCUGCGUAAGCCUCUUCGGGUGAGUGCCAUUAAAACCAUGUCAUCGGCAUAUAGCAAAAUAUUCAGGCGUUUACCUUCAAGGGCUGGAGCCGAUGACUUGUACUUUGCCAUGUACUGGACAAUGUCGUUUAUAUAAAAGUUGAAAAGAAAUGGGGCUAGCAGGCAUCCCUGUUUGACCCCUUUCCCCAAUGGCAGUGGGUCCGUAAGAGUUCCCGAUGGCCCAGUUCUGAUUUUGACUGUAAUGUCUGUAUGUAACUCUCUGAGAAUUUUUAAAAGUCGUCUGUCAAUGUCCGUUUCAUAUAAUUUUUCCAUAGUCUAUCUCUACAGAUUGAGUCGAAGGCAGAUGUCAAGUCUACGAAGGCCGCAAAGAGUCUGCUCUUAUACGCUUUUGCAUAUUUAGCUACCAGGGUCUGUAGUACCAUACAGUGACCUAUCGUAUUGUGGCCCUUUCUAAAUCCUGCCUGUUCCUGGUUGAACAGGUUAGAAUGGUCCGCCCAAUCUACCAGCUUGUUUAAUAGGUACCGGGUAUAAAGUUUGUAUGCGAUGUCCAGAAGGCUUAUAGGGCGGUAGUUUGCUGGAUCUUGAAUGUCUCCCUUCUUAUAGAUAGGGACUACCACACUUAGUUUCCAAUUUGCUGGGAUUUUACAUGUGUUGUUCAUUGCCGUAAAAAGUUUGGCCAAAAGAUGGCCCACCAUUGGGCAUUUAAUUUAAAAACCUCAGGGGGGAUCAUGUCCUCGCCAGGAGCUUUGCCAUUUUUUAAAGUUUUAAUUAGCUGUAGGCACUCUGAUUCCGUAACAGGAUCCCAACUAACUAGAUGCUCAUUCUUCAAUGGGAGGAGCGGACUCAAAUUAGCAGUAUUUGAGAGUGUGUAUAGCUUGAGAAAGUGUUGAUACCACACAUCGGAUGGAAUACUGCUGUUUACAAUUUUUCCUUUGGAUGAGACUCCCUGUGCUACUAUUGCCCAGAAUUUUCUAUCGUCUCGCGAUUUAAUCGCCUUAUCAAGUGCCUCCCAUUGUUUCUUCCUGUAAAGGGAUUUCUUGAGUUUUAAGGUGUAUUUAUAGUGAGAGCGCCAUCUGUGGAAAUUUACCAUAGAUGACAAAGUCCUCUCCUGUUUUACCUUAUUUUGUUGUUUCCUAAGCAGGGAUCUUAGCUUCCGGCAGUCUUUGUCAAACCAGGCCCCCGAUUUGUUAUGUUGUAUGGGAGGCCUGGUGUUUAUAAGGAAUGGGAAAAGGGACUCUGAGACCCGCUGAUAUAGUGAAAAAGGAUCAAAGUUAGGUAAAGGACACUGGUCUCUCAGAACCAAUAGAUCUGGAGAGUGCAGGUGUUGAUUAAUUUUAAGCUCCAGCUCGCUGUUCCAUUUACGCCUGCGUGGGGGAGGGGCUGCACAAUGUAGAUGUUGUAAUCCCCCUGAUUCAAGGGGAGUUAGUGAGAUUGCUCUAGGAAGAUGGUCGCUCUCAGUUCUAUUAAAAGUGCUGAGACCCUGUACCCUCUCCAAAAUUGUUGGAGAGACCAGGAUAUGGUCAAUCACACUUGCACCACGAGGGCCGAUAAAAGAGAAGAAACCUCCUGACCUGUCCAUGUAAGUACCAUGCAGGUUGUACAGAUUAUGCUUAAAAGCAAUCUCCAGUAAUGUAAUACCUGCCUUGUUCAAGACCUUUUCAUCAGAACUCCAAGGGAUAAGCCAGUCUGCCUCUGGUAGAAACUGGGUUUUGGAGCCAUACGAAUUGAUGUCGCUGCCUAUCCUGGCAUUAAAGUCACCUGCCAGCAGGAUGUUCCAGUCAGGGAAUUCUAUUUUGGCCUUCUCCAAGCAUGACUCCAAAUCUUCCCAGAUUUGUACUGUCUGAGAGGAAGUACACACGGGGGAUAUAGACGUUGAAACAUAGAAGAUCUCCUCCUGUGUUAUUGGAGAUAAGUAAAAUCUGAAAAUUGUUGUUCUUCAUCCACUGCAGUUGUCGCACCCUGUACCCUUGCUCUAUAGGAAUAAAAGUGACCAAACCGCCGCUAGGUCGGCCACGGUUAUUUAGUUUUUCGCAGGGGUAGCAAAAGCCGCAUAGCCCUGUAAGUAAGGGGGAUGAGAGUCUAGGCACCAGGUCUCUUGUAGACAAAUAAUCUGGAAUUUUGAGAGAAAAUCCAGAAAAUCAGCAGCGCCCUGCUUAGACAGCCAGCCCGCCACAUUCCACGAUAAGAUGUGAAAAUAUGGUGGUGAGGGGAACAAAGGUAGACUUCUCCGUUUGUUCUUUAGGAUGAUGGAAUGAAUGUUUUUAUAGAGGUGGAGUGAGCUGUUGGUAUCCUUUGUGGUAGGUACUAACCUAGUGAGUUUUGUUUCACUGGCGUGGUGUCCCCUCGCUGUAUCUGUCUUUCAAUCCUCCACCUGAAUGCCAUCUAAGGAUCCUGAGGCAUCCACAAAGAUUGAACCGUUCCUACUCAUCGGCAUGGCAAGGUCUACCUGGUGUGUUGUUGUUUGAGGUGUUAAGGGUUGUGUGGGAGAACCCACUUCUUCGGGGGACAGGAACCGGCACUGCGUCCAGUCUUCGUUGGAUAAGGGCUUUGUUGUGUUAGUAGCAAAAUUAAAUUCCAAAGGAGCAGAAAAACCUUGGCGGAAUAAGGAUUUUUUAAUGGUUUGUAACCUAGCUAUUAACGCAUCCUGGGACUGUUGAAUUUGCUCAAGGGAGGCUAGAAAGAGCAUCUCCUUUUCAUUUAAGAUAUCUUUUUUGGGUUCAUUGGAAGGGAGUAAAGUUUUUUGGAGCUUAGCCUUCUGUUUGGAAAUUUUGACUGCCUCCGGUUGACCUUGUUUGCAGUUUUCAGAAGCCAUUUCCAAUUCUGUGCGCAGACUAGUCGGCUUACGUGUUCCUAAGAGGGAUGGUGGAACGCCGGACUCUUCAAAAAGGCGGGUCACCAACAGGCCAGCCCUCUGGAGCCUGUCCCUCUUGUCCAUGAUUUGUUUAGUUACCGACCAGUCCUUAAAGGUCACCACAACUCUGUUUUGGGCCAUAUCAAAAGGAAGAAAUUUAACGCUGACAAUAUUUCCUGCUGGUAUAAGGCCUCUGAUGACUAAGUCAAUUUUCUUAAGUAAAUAAAUUCUCUGUUGUGCAAGCGUGGAAAGGCCUCCAUGCUUGAAGAGCUCACUGUCACCCAUUUAGACUGUGUGGGAUGACUGGUUCUCAUACUACUCUAGAGGUAGGGAAUCUUUGGCCACUUCAGGCUGCAUUCUCUUCUGGGCAAUUUGCCAGAGGCCACAUGCCAGAGGAGAGCAGGGCAAGAGCCCAAAGUGGGAGGGACAACCAAUAUAAUCUUUGCACAGUAGGCUGCAUUCUGCACAUGCUCACACACACCCCUCUAGCCAGGCAAUCGAGAGUUGUUUUCAGAAUUCUAGGGCACAGUUUAGCCAGGCAGAAACACUCCAGGAUAAGGCGAAGCAAGACCAGUAGAGUCCCGAAGGCUGGGUAAAAAGACCUGCAUGGAACAUUUGGCCUGAGGUCCCCCUCCCCUGUUGUGGUCCAAUCUCCUUCCAUAGUAUGGGCAUCCGGGUACACUUGUGGAAAUGUAUAUGAGCUGUCAAAGCAGCUCUUAGAAAAGCCCUGGUGCAGAUCUGCAUUCCAGAGUAUCUUCUUUCACCUCCUUAUCCUUCUUCAGGUAGAGUCUCUCUUGUUUCCCUCCAGGUGGACUGCUACAACACGAAAGCAGGAACAAUCUACGACUAUGGGGCUCUCACCAUAAACGGUGAUGAGUACAUCCCUUUCCAGCAGUACUCGGGGAGGAUGGUCCUCUUUGUCAAUGUGGCCACCUACUGAGGACUCACAAUGCAGUACCUUGGUAAGAUUCUCAGCUAGGAAGAGAAGCCUAGCUAGCAGCACAUGCCCUAGUGGUGGAUACUUUCGAUAAGAGGCACUAGACUUCCAGCAAUGUCAGAAGCUGAGAGAGCCUGUCUCUUAAGCCCAGAAGCAUGAAGACUAGCUAAGAUUAUUUGGUAGGGAUGGAAAUAAUCUGUUCUGUGAUACUUUCCUCUUUAUUAUUGUGUCACGUGCAGCAGAUGAGAUCUGGCCUAAGCACAGGUUCCGAGGCUCAACCCAGGCAUAUCUACACUUAGGCAGAUUUGCCUUUCCCUUGGGAGAUUCAGGACAGAUAAAUUACUCCUUCAGCGCAUCAUUAAUUUAUGCAGCGAUUGCUACCAACCUGGAUGCUUUAAAAGAGGAUCGGGCAAAUUCAUAGAGGAGAAGGCUAUCAGUAGCUACUAGUCAUGAUGGCGGUGUUCUGUCUUGAUGGUCAGCAGUGAUACUGCCUGCUGAAUACUAGUUGCCAGAAGCAUCAGGAGGGGAGAGUGUUAUUGUGCAUUGGUCCUGCUUUCUCAGUUCUACGGGUAUCUGGUUGGCGACUGUGAGAACAGCAUGGUGGACCAAAUGGACCAUUCUUGGAGGUUCAUCUCCACAACGCAAUGUUCAGAGAUGCCACGCUGCCUCUUGUUGACUUUAGGAUGGCUCCGUCACAUAAGUAUGCUUUGAGCCAAGUAUUUUAUUGAGCUAAGUCCUGCAGGUGACUUCUAGAGGGAUAGCCAAUAGUAUUAAUUCUUUUGGCACCUUAAAUGGUAACCAUUUUUAUUGUGGCAUAAGCUGUCACCAUCAGAAGUGUGAUCCUCAAAUGGCAGGUAUUUGGGGUACAGGUUGUAGCUGAAAUUGCAGCGGAAUGCAGGGACUGUGGCAAUUCAAUUAGAGUCUGAAUUGGGAUUUUGCUCUGUUGGUGAUUAUGUUGCAGAACUGAAUGCACUACAGAAUGAGCUGCGAAAUCAUGGACUGGUUGUCCUAGGUUUCCCAUGCAAUCAAUUUGGAAAACAAGAACCUGGCACAAACGCAGAAAUCCUUCCAGGACUGAGGUGAGUACACCUACUGCAUGACUUGAUGGUUAUACCAGGUAACUCUACACUGCACAACAGGCUAAUUUAGAAAGCCUCUUGUCUUUAAUGCUUACAGUUGCUCACUAUCUCCUUCUCCUGUGGCUCUACCAUGUACCCCAGAGCAGACUCACAUGCAUGUACAGUGGUACCUCUGGUUACAUACGCUUCAGGUUACAUACACUUCAGGUUACAGACUCCGCUAACCCAGAAAUAGUACCUCAGGUUAAGAACUUUGCUUCAGGAUGAGAAAAGAAAUCGUGCUCCGGCAGCGCGGCAGCUGUAGGAGGCCCCAAUAGCUAAAGUGGUGCUUCAGGUUAAGAAUAGUUUCAGGUUAAGAACGGACCUCCAGAACGAAUUAAGUACUUAACCCGAGGUACCACUGUAUUGCUAAUUUUCACUUCUCUUCUCCUUCUGGCAAGAAGGUGGGGUAGGCAACACUCUUUAAUCUCUAGGGAACUUACCUACACUUCCUUGGAAAUAGUGAUUGCGUGGGAGCAGGGAAUGGAAAGGAUAUUUAUGGCUGGGCAGCAGGGACUGUGCCUAAUAGAUUCUGAGGAGGGGCCAGGAGGCUGUCCUCUGAACAGAGUAGAAACUUUUCCUUGUUGUAGCCUCUCUGCAAAAGAGCUGGUUAAACUUGCUCCUUCUGUUCCAGAUACGUCAGGCCUGGAGGAGGUUUUGUCCCAAAUUUCCAGCUCUUUCAGAAAGGAGAUGUGAAUGGGGAUAAAGAACAGAGAAUCUACACCUUCUUGAAGGUUUGUAUCGGCUCCUUUGAACCUCUACCACGUCUCAUCCUGGCUCAUUAAGGGAAAUAGCUUGGAGCUAAGGAUUCCGCAAACAGAACUCUGCUCCGAUGAUGCUCCCACUGACAGAAGGGGGUGGGGGCAAUUUCUAAUCAAUUUAUUCCUUUCCCCUUGUGCCCCCACUAAAUCUUCUCCAACGGUUGACCACUGUGAGAACAAGGACACUGAAUUGCCUUUGGCCUGAUUCAGCAGGGUUCUUAUAAUCAGGACUGGGGUCUCCUAUAAAAGAGCUUAAGAGAUGGAGCAGGGGUCCAUAAGGGGAAAUCAGUGAGACGUGCCUCCCUUUCUCUCCCUCUUCUGCCAGUGUGGGUAUCCAAUGGACACAGGUCCCUCCCAUAAAUAGAUCAUGGCCCUCCCAUUAAUGGAAAUGUAACUCGGGACCCAAGAAAGUAAGUUCUCUUUAAGCAAAUGCCAGGGGUGAGGCUGCCAAGAAAAUUACAAGUUUUUAGAUAGGCAAGCACCUAUGUGGAACGUGGCAGAGAGAAAAAAGCAGCUGGGAGGGGGAGAAAUUUUAAGCAGAAAAGCAGCUGGUGAGGAGAGGUUAAGCACCUUCUUCCCUCCUGAAUGGUAUUCAUUUAAUAACAAAACAGGUUGCAGCAUCAUUAUCCACUUGCGGAUAGGGUAGUUUGGCCCUUUAUUAGGCUCAAAAGUCACUGUCAGGAAGUACCGUAUUUUUCGCUCUAUAAGACGCACUAGACCACAAGAUGCACCUAGUUUUUGGAGGAGGAAAACAAGAAAAAAAUAUUCUGAAUCUCAGAAGCCAGAACAGCAAGAGGGAUCGCUGCACAGUGAAAGCAGCAAUCCCUCUUGCUCUUCUGGCUUCUGGGAUAGCUGUGCAGCCUGCAUUCGCUCCAUAAGACGCACACACAUUUCCCCUUACUUUUUAGGAGGGAAAAAGUGAGUCUUAUAGAGCAAAAAAUAUAGUACAUUUCAGACUCCUCUCUUCCUGUUCACAGUUGCCUACAUCUCCCCUACACCACUAUGACGAAAUGCAAUGACGAAAAGCUUGUUUUUAUACUUCUUAAAGCACCUUCUCUCAAAUGGUCUCCAUUUCUAACAACAGCAAAGUAAAUAAUGCUUUUCUUUCUCUCUCUGGUAGAACUCCUGCCCGCCUCCUUUAGAAAGCUUUGGUGACCCCAAGAAACUUUUUUGGGAACCGCUGAAGGUCCACGAUAUCAAGUGGAACUUUGAGAAGUUUUUGGUUGGUCCAGACGGGAAGCCUGUGAUGAGGUGGGCACACAGGACCAACAUUGGCACUGUGAAGAGCGACAUCCUGAAAUACAUGAGGGAGCAGCAGAACCUGUCAAUGGGCUAG